Molecule: messenger RNA, 480 nt
Organism: Cucurbita maxima (winter squash)
Lineage: Eukaryota; Viridiplantae; Streptophyta; Magnoliopsida; Cucurbitales; Cucurbitaceae
Product: glucan endo-1,3-beta-glucosidase 12-like
Exons: 2
Coding region: 67-480 (137 amino acids)
Source: RefSeq, a predicted model, not a curated record
UUCCUAGGUUUUAUGAAUCCAAGAAGAAACCAGAGAUAAUACACAGUUCAGCAGCAACUUAAAGUGAUGGGUAUCAACAUUCUGAGAAAUUUGGCACUAUUUGCUAUCUAUACCUUCUUGUUCUUCUCAGGUUCAAGUUUAGCAUGGAAAUCACGUAUACAAGAAGAACAUCAAGAAAACAUACCUUUGAAGAAUGAAGAAGACAGAACAAUCUUCUCUCCUCUACAUUUCACUCAGUUGGUUGACUCUACCAUUGUUAAUCCAACAACAACGCCAGGACAGUCUGUACCAAACUCAGUAGAACCCAAUCUGAAACCCACAACAGGGCCAGGGAGAUCUGGUGGAGGUUCAUGGUGUAUUGCAAGCUCUGCAGCUUCUCCAACAGCUCUGCAGGUGGCUCUUGACUAUGCCUGUGGCUAUGGCAGUACAGACUGUUCGGCGAUUCAGCCGGGUGGUAGCUCCUAUGAGCUGACACAGUGA